AUGUCAGACCUUCUUAUCCUACCUCCAACCUUCAAUAAGCCAUCCUCAGAAUCAAGAAAGGGAUCAAGCUUAUAUAUUGGACAUUGGAUACAAGGUCUUCAUUUACUGGAGCAGCUUUCAAUACCAAGAUGCUUCAAGUCAAGUGGUUUUGGUAAUGUGACAGGUUCAAGUCUUGUAUUAUUCAGCGAUGCAAGUACAUUUGGUUAUGGUGUUGCAGCAUAUCUUGUUCUUCACGAUGGAAACCAAAUUCAGUCAAAUCUUGUCAUGGGAAAAUCAAGAGUAUCUCCCAAAAAGGUGGUGACUAUACCUAGGUUAGAACUUACAGCUGCAACUGUGUCUGUCAAGGUUGCUCAACACAUCCUGAAGGAGUUGGAGUUUACUGUUGGCAAGGUAGUGUACUACACAGAUUCAACAACAGUCCUUCACUAUAUUCAUAGCAACACUAAAAGGUUACCUGUUUUUGUAGCCAACAGAGUCAGGGUUAUAAGAGACUACUCCCAGCCUGAGCAAUGGAGAUAUGUAAACUCCAGUGAUAACCCUGCUGAUGUGGCAUCAAGAGGUAUUAGUGUACAUCAGUUUUUGCAGUAUGACGAAUAG
Messenger RNA from Macrobrachium nipponense, 597 nucleotides. RefSeq lists its product as uncharacterized. Lineage: Eukaryota; Metazoa; Arthropoda; Malacostraca; Decapoda; Palaemonidae. The transcript has a single exon. The record is from RefSeq and is a predicted model, not a curated record. Gene Ontology annotation, molecular function: nucleic acid binding. The coding region runs from base 1 to 597 and encodes 198 amino acids.